Diatraea saccharalis (sugarcane borer) is the source of this 807-nucleotide messenger RNA. Lineage: Eukaryota; Metazoa; Arthropoda; Insecta; Lepidoptera; Crambidae. The record is from the annotation of a GenBank genome assembly.
AUGCGACCUAUGAACACUGCGAUAAUAAAAGAAACAUCUGCUAAAAAUACUGAAGAUUGUCUUGGUAGUGCACAAUUGGUAUGUCUUGACAGUCAACAAUAUUUACUAACUCCAGUCAAAUUACAGGACGUAUUGGUUACGGAAAAAACGCCUGAACGAAAAGGUGUUAAAAAUGUAGAAAGAUCAUCAUUCGUUCUAACUUCAGCUGAAUGGCAGAAGACUGAAAACGACAAAUUAAAAGCUAAACAACUUAAAGAAGAACAACAGGAGACUCGUAAGAAGAACAGAUUACUGAAACAAGUAGAAAAAAAUAAAGUGAAAGUGAAAACCACCAAAAAUAAGAUAAAUAAAACAGCGAAAGAGACAAUAGCUACUAAAACACAAAAGAUAACAGCUAAUAAAUUGGGAGAGAUAAAAGAAAAUAGACAACAAGUGACAAAUGAAAACCAAAUAAAUGAAACAAAAGCUAGCAAAAUACAAGAAACAUUUAUUAAUCAUCACCAUACAAUUAUGAAUCACCAAGUUAUGAUUCAUGCUAACAAUAUGACAUCCUCUCCUGAAAAUGAACACCCGCCUAACAUUAAGAAAACAAAUGCUGAAGAGCAGCUUGUGUUUCCACCUAAUAAAAAAAUUAAAAUUCUUUCCGACAUUAAAUUGAAUUCACCGAACGUAUUCAGAUCUUCGCAAGUUGACCAAAGGGAUGACAACCAAAUUAGUGACCCAAUAGACAAAAUAAUUAACAAUAAAGGAAAGAAAAAUUACACUUUACUAGAACUAGAGAAGAUACUUUCUGAGGAUUGGGAUUGA